This is a messenger RNA of Argentina anserina (silverweed cinquefoil), 3272 nucleotides long. RefSeq lists its product as uncharacterized. The coding region runs from base 1 to 2880 and encodes 959 amino acids. The record is from RefSeq and is a predicted model, not a curated record. The transcript has a single exon. NCBI's taxonomy places the organism in Eukaryota, Viridiplantae, Streptophyta, Magnoliopsida, Rosales, Rosaceae.
AUGGAUCGCCGCCCCGACCCUCGCCGUCGCCGCCUCCUCUCCAUCGCCGCCUUCAUCAUCUCCACUGUCCUCCUCCUCUCAACACCUCAACCGGCGUCCGGAUCUCCCUCCACCACAACUCGCCGAGCCACCAAGCCAUCCUCCUCCUCCUCCGUGUUCUCCCUCUUCAACCUGAAACAGAAGAGCCGCUUCUGGAGCGAGUCCGUCAUCCGCAACGACUUCGACGAUCUCGAGUCUCUGGCGACCGGCGCCGCCACCAGCUUCGCCAACUUCACCGUCGCAGGUAACGUCGCAAAGUACCUAAAUCUCCUUCCGAUUGAGUCUAUGUACCUCCCGGUCCCGGUCAAUUUCAUCUUCGUUGGAUUCGACGGGAAAGGUAACUACGACUUCAAGCUUCACCCUGAGGAGCUUGAGCGGUGGUUCACCAAGAUUGAUCAUGUAUUUGAGCACACUAGGGUUCCGCCGAUCGGUGAAACUCUAACGCCUUUUUACAAGAUUAGUGUAGAUAAAGAUGAUCAUCAUAGUCAUAAUUUACCGCUUGUGAGUCAUGUGAAUUAUAAUUUCUCUGUUCAUGCAAUUCAAAUGGGGGAGAAGGUGACGUCGAUUUUCGAGAAGGCGGUGAGUGUUUUGGCCAGGAGAGAUGAUGUGGUGAAUGGCGGCGAAGAUGUCGAUUUGUGGCAGGUUGAUGUGGAUAUGAUGGAUGUUUUGUUCAGUAGUCUGGUUGAGCAUCUUGAGAUUGGGAGUGCUUACAACAUUUUCGUGUUGAAUUUAAAGCGCAACGUGAAGAGGGGGAGGUAUGGUUACAGGAGAGGGCUGUCGGAUUCGGAGGUGGCGUUUGUUAGGGGGAAUGCGAGUGUGAUGCAGAGUAGGAUUGCAGAGUCAGCAGGGAAGGUUCCGGAGGCUGUGGUUGCGCUGGAUAAGGUUAAGAGUAAGAGGCCGUUGUAUGAGAAGCAUCCGAUGGCGAAGUUUGCGUGGUCUGUGAGUGAGGACACGGAUACGGUGGAGUGGUACAAUGCGUGCGAGCAGGCGCUGGAGAAUGUGGAGAAGUUGAGUCAAGGGAAGGAAACUGGGGAUGUAGUUGUGAACAAAGUUGUGCAGUUGUUGAAUGGGAGGCAUGAGGAUAUGGAGCUUCUGUACAAUAAGGCAGUGAAAUCUGGAGAUUUUAAUGAUCUUCAUGCGGAAUGUCUAACGGAUACGUGGAUUGGAAGGGAGAGGUGGGCGUUUAUUGACUUGAGCGCGGGGCCUUUCUCGUGGGGACCAGCUGUCGGUGGGGAAGGUGUGCGAACAAAUCUGAGUAUUCCCAAUGUGCAAAAAACGAUUGGUGCUGUUACAGAAAUAACAGAAGAUGAGGCUGAAGAUCGGUUGCAAGAUGCUAUUCAGGAAAAGUUUGCGGUGUUUGGUGAUAAAGAUCAUCAGGCAAUUGAUAUUCUUCUAGCGGAGAUUGAUAUUUAUGAGCUUUUUGCUUUCAAACAUUGCAUAGGAAGGAAAGUAAAGCUUGCACUUUGUGAAGAACUUGAUGAGAGAAUGAGGGAUUUGAAGAAUGAGCUCCAAGGAUUUGAAGGUGAAGAAUAUGAUGAAACUCAUAAGAAAAAGGCUCUAGAUGCAUUAAAGCGAAUGGAGAAUUGGAAUUUGUUCAGUGAUACUCAGGAGGAGUUUCAGAAUUACACAAUUGCGCGUGAUACUUUUCUUUCACAUUUGGGUGCAACACUGUGGGGGUCUAUGAGACACAUUAUAUCACCUUCUGUAGCAGAUGGUGCAUUCCAUCACUAUGACACCGUAUCAUUUCAGUUGUUCUUCAUCACACAGGAGAAAGUUAGUCACAUUAAAAAAUUGCCUGUGGAUCUCCAGGCUCUUCAGCAUGGGCUCUCCUCAUUGUUGCUACCCUCUCAAACACCUGCUUUCAGUCAGCACAUGUUACCACUUUCUGAGGAUCCUGCUUUGGCAAUGGCCUUUUCAGUGGCACGAAGAGCUGCAGCGGUGCCACUGUUGCUGGUUAAUGGAACAUACAGGAAAACUGUUCGUGCCUAUCUUGAUUCCUCCAUUGUCCAGUAUCAGUUGCAGAGGCUGAAUGAUCAAGGCUCGUUAAAAGGGAAGCCUUCCCACAGCCGAUCUACACUGGAAGUUCCAAUCUUUUGGUUCAUCCAUGGGGAACCGUUGUUAGUUGACAAGUAUUAUCAGGCAAAGUCUCUUUCUGAUAUGAUUAUUGUUGUUCAGUCGGACUCUUCAUCGUGGGAAAGCCACUUGCAAUGUAAUGGGCAGUCACUUUUCUGGAAUCUGAGGAGGCCCAUCAAAGCUGCAUUGGCUGCUGCUUCUGAACAUCUUGCUGGUCUGCUACCCCUUCAUUUAGCUUAUAGUCAUGCCCAUGAAACUGCAAUUGAGGACUGGAUGUGGUCAGCUGGGUGCAACCCUCAUUCCAUUACUUCUCAAGGCUGGACCCUUUCCCAAUUUCAGUCUGAUACGAUUGCGCGGAGCUAUAUUAUCACAACUCUAGACGAGUCGAUACAAAUUGUCAAUUCAGCCAUUCAACUUCUAGGCAUGGAGCUUACAACUGAAAAAAUCUUUAAAAUUGUUCUGUCAGAGGAGCGGGAUCUACUUAACAAGUACAAUUAUGUUGUUAGUUUGUGGAGAAGGAUUUCCACUACUACUGGAGAAUUGCGAUAUACAGAUGCCAUGAGAAUGCUUCAUGUCCUAGAGGACGGAGCAAAACAGUUUGCUGAUCAAGUUAAUGCAACUAUAGCCAAUCUCCACCCAAUCCAUUGUACAAAAGAUAGGAGAGUAGAUGUGGAGUAUAGUUUGUCUACAGCUCCAGCUUUCUUGGUUGUUUUGGGCAUUCUCUAUUUUGUGUUAAGGCCGAGGCGACCAAAGCCAAAAGUAAACUGAAAGUCAUCCCAAGGGGUUUAUAUGGUUGUUUAGGCCUUUAGGGGAAGUGGUUUAGGGGAUAUACACUGAUACACUUGAGGUUGUAUUAGCUGUGUUUGAGGCAGUGAAUCUAUAUACUAGUGAUGAGUAAACAGCCGACUUUUGAGAAACGGCCGCCAGGUCUGAUACUGGAUAUUUUGUUGUGAGUUGUUAGCCCCUCCACCUCCUGGUAACUUUUACCAAAGAUGCACUUUUCUUCUCUUGUUUUAGCCUAUGCACACGUUAGGGUUAUUGAUCUCUGAUCUGAAUCUGAAUCUGUAUGUCUAAGAGGUUCUGCAUUACAGCAAAUUUUGUUUGGUAUACAUUGUUUUAGUCAGAAAUAAAGUUGCAUAAACAUCUGUGAUGCUGUCAUG